CAAAACGGCCGCGAACCCCGCGGCUUGCACCGGAUUUUUUGGAGACGGCCGUCGUUCUGGCAGGUAUUCUCGUCGUCCCAGGGAACGAUGCAGCGAAGUGUGUUACUCUCGGCACGGAAACGUUAAGAAGCGGAAACGGCCAACGGAUUAAACUGCAAAACUCACACGUGCAGCCAUCGUACUCGAUUCUUGCUGUAUGUAGCUCGGCUUUCCAUUUUUUCUUGCAGACCGUACUCUUCGUUUCGCGGCUCGUCCUCCAGUUUGCCGUCUCUGUCGUUGCAACGGUGCGCUGCUCGCCCCCCCAUCAUCACCUGAGAAAGACAAGAGUCUUUCCCUGGGAACAUGACAUAAAAGGCAUCACGACUUUGGAUCUGUUGGUGCAGAAUGUCAAACCUAAUUUCUGCUGAGCGAGUUAAAGGACACAAGGUGGAUACGGAGUUCCGAUUCCGCCGUCGUUUGCUGAGUUGCCAACGCGGCUUUGCUGCGUAAGAAACCGUUCGAAUUGGGUCUUGCCGAUACAAAUGCCUUCUCUUCAGAGUCGGAUGCCACCUUGCCCGUCCGCGAACAACAUUCCUCCUCUUACUGAUGUCUUCCGGCUCGCAUAUCCGUAUGGUCUUUUCGUCGAGUUUGCUGGUGUGUCUUUGCCGAGCAUGCCUGUACUGAAGCGUCACCUGCUCUUCUCUCUCCUGCUGCAAGGCGUGAGAGUUUCGCAGCAUCCUUUUUUUCCCAUUGGCAGUUUCUCUUCUUUCAGACCGUUCCUCUCGGGAACAUUCCACCUCGUCUUCCCGCAAUGCCAGCAGGUCUGAGGCCUUUCGUCAAAACAAAACAGUUCCAUCGCGCAGAGCGCAGCGACGCGUCGCCAGAGUCCGCUCUUGACUGAUUUCUUCGCGUCCGCAAAAGCAUGAGAUCUCGCGAUUCCUCAGCUCAGUUGUCCACGCCCCUCGGAGAGGGCAGGGAAGGGACAGAGAAGUGUCUGUUGGCGUCUGUUGUCCCUUGUGUGUUUUUAACUGGGAAAAGAUGGCGAAGUUCAGUGUCGUGUCCACGUCCUAGCGCUCUUCCUGGCGUUUCCAAAAGCACAUGCAGUUUUCCUCGACCUUUUACCUCUCGCCUAUCUCGAAUGGACAAAGCACAAUGCAUUUGGGUCGCAAGAAAGAUGAAGGCAAACAAAAGAGGUGGUGCGUAGGAGACACCUCAUUCUUCUGUGGUCGAGUUCGCGCGCCGCGGUCACUGUCUCGCGUGUUACCCCUUGGCGCUCUUCGAGGGACGCUCGCCGGAUCCAAGUUUUGUCGUGCUUUUUUCGUGAUCUGUAAAAGUACAUUAUGUCUAGUGGUUCGAACAAAGAGCCGAGGGGACCUCGAAGUCUGGAGAAGUAGCGAACUCAUUUUAGACACCUCAGAGAGGCGGCACAAUGUGAAGGGACAUCGCGUUCGUCUCGUCGUCUUGCCACCGCUUCCUCCUCUCGCCUUCCUCAUGGCCUCAUCCUGCCCUUCUGCUGCUGGGCCUUGACCACGGCAAUUACCGACGGCGACUUCAACCAGAGAAAACGUUGUUUUCCACGUUCUCCUCUUCACCUAGACGAUGCGAUUUCACCUCGUUGUCGAUUUGCCGGCUCAUCCGGCGCCUCCGGGCUUCGAAGGAUUUGUCGUGUCGACGCCUUCUUUUGAUGAACGCGAGGGAUGUCUUCCUGACUCUUCUCUCUUUCUUCCUGAUGGAGCUCUUGCGUCACCUCUCCAGGGCAAAAGAGCUCUGGAAGAAGUUCAAGGUGUAUCAGAAUCGCAGCGAUCAACGGGGGAAGCUGACACAUCGUCGAGGCGCGCGCAUGUCUCUGGAAACGGCGAGUGUCCGUGCUCUCCCCUGCCCUCUUUCCUCGACCUCAAAAAGCCUCUUCCAUUCCCCGUCUUCUUCAGUUUCGACGCAGUGCCCCAUCUUCUCCAGUCGAGGUGUUUGCGUGCAGCUUCUGCCUCGUCAUUUCAUUCUGCCGCCUCUGUCUCGCAAAACCUUGCUCGCCAGCCUUCUGUCGGUCGGCCGGAGCUGAAGGCAGUGGACGGCGUGUACCCGCGGUCGACUUCUGGGGGUUCUCCAGUAACCUCUCCCACUUCGUCAGUUUCUUCUUGUUCUUCCGUGCCCUCAUCUCUUUCUCCUUCGUGCGUCUCUGGCUUCUUGCGCGUGUUUGAAGGAGACACGGGAGAGGACAGCGAUCUCCUCCUGCCUCCAUGUUUCGUUGCUGCAGAGGCUACCCAGGCUGCAGACCAGCCGCCACGGGCCUCUCCGGUCGUUUGCGUCCUGGGCGUCCCGUCGACAUGUUUACUGUCAGCGUUUCUGGGAUCGCUCGAAACCUAUUUUUCGUCCAUUGCGAGUGUCCACAUCGUUUCGUCUGCUCGCUUUCCACAUGCUUCUGCUUCGUCGCCGCCUUUCUCUUCUCUCAACCUCUCUCUGCCUUCAAGACCGACUCUCUGCUCUCACGACAGAGCCGCUGGGUCCGGUUUACGGCCGUGUGGAAAGCGAGGAGGAGGACGCAGAGCCGACCCCAAGCUGGCCAACGAGGACGAAGAAAAACGAGAAGAGAGAAGAGGAACAGAGAGUUACUUUGGAGGGAUUUAUCUUCUUCGUGGGAUUGCGGACGAUGGCGUCUUCGAACCAGGUAAAAGGGAAAGAAGACAAGCAGAGCAGGAAAAGCCGCACCAAAGAGAAACGAGGCAGAUGGAGGAAGGGAUCGAAAGAGUGGCAGGGGAGAGGGCAGAAGCUCAGGUCGAGGCAGAAGGAAACAGGCCUGAGAGACAGGGGAAGAGAGAGUGGAGACGAUGGUGCUGCGUCACUCCCAUCAUCGGCGGCGGCCUGGAGUCGCAACCGAGGCAGGGCGCCCCGGAGGCCAGAACAGAAGCAAAUCGAUCAAGAGAGAAGAAAGAGGCGAAAGGAGGUGCGAGUGAGGAAGAUGAAGCACGCAUGCAGGUGCGAGUGGAGGCAGGGCAAGCUGGAGAGGAGAUCCCAAUGCGGAAACACGAAGCCGGGGAGAGCAAGGCGUCCUGCUGGGCGAAAAGGGUAGAGAAGUCGAGUCAUCAGGACGCUUCCGAGGCAACGCUCUCGUCAACCAGCAGCCCAGAUUUUGAAACCUGCGAAGGUGAACUCGCUGGCUUCUACAGCGCCGUCCUCGUGUUCAAACACUCCAGCGAAGCGACGCGCUUUUCCACGUCCUUUCACGGCCUCUCCUUCUCCCGCGGUCUUCUGCCUUGUGCCCCGGAGAGGCCUCGGUCCUCGUCGCUGGCGUCUCUCUCCCCUUCCUCUUCGCCCUCUGCUGCUUCCGGAGCUCCGUCUGGUGCAACUUGUGCGUGGCUGGCGCCUCUCGCCUCCGCCAGUUCGCCUGUAACUGUCACUGCUGAAGGCGCCAGAAAAAGAAUUGGAAGCCGGACGAACUACCCAGAACAGAUGAAAAAACGAGAAGAGAAGGACGGGCAAGAAGAGAGGCAAGACGUAGGAGCGAGUCGAACAGGCGUGGAAACUGGCGAAACGAAAACUCGGACUAGCAGGAGAGACAGUCGUGGCGCCUUUUUUGGAGCUGGAGGCAGCAACUCUCGACCGGAAAGCGACGCAGGACAAGAAACCAGCUGUCGACAAGAACAAGUCUCGAGUCAGGUCCGAGCACUGUCUUCGUCUUCGCUCUCGAGCUCUUCUUCCGGUGUCCGUUGUUCGUCUCCAUCUCCUGUCGGCGGGAGAGAGGCGGGCCGUAUUUCUGUUUGGAGCUCUGCCCGAUGCUAUGUCCUCCCCCUCAGUUCUCUUCGCUAUCGAUGCGUGCUCCAACACCCUGGCCAAGAUAUUGAACAAGGAGCUGGCGACGGGGCGACCGUUUGGGCUCCAGAGCGAGACAGGGCCGAAGCUGAGCGCGUGCAUCACUCCGUCGGACCCCACACAGAAGCUCGAGAGCCAGAAGGCCUCGUCCCCACCCGUGGUUGUGACGAAGACUUCCUGCCGAUUCGUGGGCAUCCGCCUUCUCUUUCUGGAUGCAGACCAUCUCCUGCACCUUCUUCUUCACCGUCUCUCUUGCCUUCCGUUUCCCCGUCUCUCUCCACUUCUGCUUCAGUGCCUCGCCUGGUGGGCUGGGAAAUUCCGUUGUGUCCGGCGUGCCUGGAGCGCGUGGACGAGACUGCGACGGGCAUUUUUACGCAACCUGCAGGGUGGCAGGUGCGCGACGCACUGGCCUCUCUCUCAGCCGUCGCCGAGGUGUAUCGGCGCUGCAGGCGGAGAGAAGUUCGCGGAGUUUCCAGAGCGGGCGAGAGCAGAGCCGCAGACGGGGGGCCGAGUCUCUUUUCGGAGCAGCCGCAAGUCAGGGCGCAGGGCGCGCGCGAGCGAACUCGCAAGGGAACAUGCCCAGGCGACACCAGACUCGACGGCCCUCGAACAGCGGCGCGGCCGCAGGACGCUCUCUCUCCUCCGCCGGGGGACCGUGAGGGAGCGACAGACGAAUCCCUGGAAGCAUGUCUCUCUCGCUUUCUUCCUCUCGGCGCCGCGCAGACAGCUGCGAUUGCGACAUGUCGCGUCUGCUUCUCGCUUUUGCUGGCGCACUUUGAGGCGGCGCUAUCGAUGGCCAGCGAGGAGAGGAAGGAGACGGGGAGCUCGCAGGAGGAAGGAGACACACAGGCGCAGGGAGUUCCAGGCCUCUUUCGCUGUGGCUCGUGCUCGGAAGAAAAGGAUUUGUGGCUCUGCCUGGUUUGCGGCCAUUGCGGCUGCGGCCGGUAUCGCUCAGGUCACGCGAAGGCUCACAGCGCGGGGACCCGGCACCGAUUUUGUCUCCACUUGGCUUCUGGGCGCAUUUGGGACUACAGGGGAGAUGUCUUUGUCCACCGUCUUCUUCUUCCUCUCGCCUCGUCUUCUCUGCCCUCUCUCGUGCUCGCGCCUCUCCCUGCAGCGCAGAUUCUGACUCCCGAAGUGUCUCCGGAUGAAGACGAGCUGCUUGCCGGCGCCGCGAGUACGUACGCGCCUCUGCUGUCCUCUGUGUCGCACUUCCCCUUCUCGCCUCCGUCCUCUCUUCCUGGAUUGCCGCCGUACUCUCUCUGUCCUUUCUCUUCGCCGCGCGCGCUGCUCCACAGUCUCGCUCGGCCCCGCGGCGUUGUCAGCGCGGGGCUCACGGGUCCUCAGCCAGGGAGAAGAGAUCCGGCAAGCUUGUUGGGAGGUUCCUCCCUCCCAGACCACUGUCUCGCUCCUGUCCUCCCCGCAGCCUCCUUUCCUUCUUCUCACGCGUCUUCUUUGUCUUCCUACAUAUCUUCUUCUCCUCACGCUUCUUCUUCUCUUUUGUCGAAUGUUUGCUCUCUCCGCUGUGGACUCGCUGAUGGUGAAGAGACGCAGGAGGUGAAGGCGACGGAAGCCCUGGGGCCGAGAGGGGACUGUUUUAGUGUUGGCGCGAGACAGCGAGGGACUCGACCCCACACAGAGACAGUUGGCAAAGACCCGCGAGAGGACAUGGGGACAGAAGACUGGCUGUCGGGUCUCCACACUGACCGGAGACUCUCCAGUUCGGGUGCGGCCUCGCUGUCUUUCUCGCCUUCAGGCGAAGCGGAGCAAGCUCCGUCCGCGUUUUCUGACGACGCGAGUGAGCUCGUUAGUCCAGAGGGGCAGCGCGAAUCCUUGAGUUUUCCUCUUUUGUCGCCCUCUGCGUUUCCCCCGGGUCUGUUUUUCCCGCGCAGUCUCCUCUCAGAGGCCGCGGAUGGGUCUCUAAGAUCCUCGCCGUCUUCCGCUCUUUUCUGCGCAGGCGCCGAACGCAUGCAGCCCCUACUCUCUCCUCCGUUUGCGUCUCAAGUCUUGCCGGGGACCUGCCGCGAUGGAGCGGGAGGCCUGAGGGCGGUCUGCACAAGGAGAGAAGGAGAGAGUGCAUUCGAUAUGUCAGCAAAGACGCAGGAAGAAAAGAGCUCGGGCCGUGGAGAGGAGACACACAUCCCUUCACACACAGGGGAUCUCCGGGGAUGGGAGAAGAACAGAGUCGCUGGCAACGCGAGACGGUCCCCUCUCGCCGGGGACUCGCCAGGCGGGCCAAGUGGCCUGGGGCCUGCAGCGGGGACGGUCCCCACUCCUGGAGACGCACAGCAAGGCCUUGCCUCAGACGGUGUCGAUCUCUGGUCUCAGGUGCUUCCUUGUCUUCAUCCGAGGGGUCUCGAAGGCGAGGGAGAUUUCACCUCUCAUUUUUCUCGGACCUUGAGGAAGACAGGAAACGAAGCAGCGAGGCCUCGCGCCGAGGACGCGGGAAGACAAUUCAGUGUGGAGGAGGUCUCUCCCAACAUCGACAGAAGGGAAGGAGGCCAGCGAGACGACAACCAGUUUGCUGUUCUGCUCGAGAAAGAACGAGCAGCGUACACCUCAUACUACUCACACUGUUCGUCCUAUCCGUCGUCGUUGGCGUCGUUGCCUGGGGAAACGCGAAAACCUCUGUCGGGCUCUUCCCUGCCCUACGCCUCCACUUCGUCGCCAUCAAUCUGGCAGGCUGCAUCGUCUCCGCAGCCUCUCCGUCGCUGCACAGGUUCCGGUGUCUUUUCUCUCGUCGGGCACUCGCUUGGUGAAGCACCCCGCCCUUCCUGGUCAGAGCGACGCUCUACGGAGUCGGUUGCUGCAGGGAGCUUGAGUGUAUCGCCUGCCUCGGCGUCUCUCCCUUUUCCUUCGCCUCCAGGCUCUCCUCGUCUCCCCGAUGUCUCCGCUCCACGUUCCUCGGCCUUCUCGUCCUUGCUUCAGCAGGCCGAGCAGCCGCGUCCCGGUCUCGGUUCCGCGACUGGUGUGUCUCCGACUUUGCCAGCCGUCUCCUCUGGGUCUGAGAGGAGUCACCUGCUGUCUGAGGCGACGGAGACAGUCGCACCGCGGGGACCUGUCUCUCCCUUCCCCUCGUACUGUCCCCUGCCCUGCCAGUCUCUUCCUCAGUCGCACCUCCCCGCCUCGCUACGCUCGUGGUACCUCCGGGCUCUCGUUCCUCCCCCUUUGUCGUGGAGGAAGCGCGGCAGCUUCAACUUGCUGUACCCCGCUUCAGGGAAAGGGGGUACGGCCUUUCUUUCCAAGUCUGAGCAGCGAGGAGAGCGAGAAGAAGAAGGAGAGGGACAGAGAGAAGAAGAAAGAGAGGGAGAGAGAGAAGAGUGGCGGGGCCCGUUUGUCCCGGUGUGUCCGUCUUUUUCGAGGGAUUUCGAGCGUGGUGAGAACUGCAGGGAGGAAGAGGAAAGUCGAAGCUCCGAACCAGGAGACGGCGAGGAAGAGCAACGGGCUCUCGCAGGUUUGUGUGACGCUGGAAAGGGACCUUUUUUGCCGCCCCUCUUCAGAGUGGACAUGCGUGAAGGCAGGGAAACGGGAGAAACUCAGAAUCGUUUCUUCGGAGCACACGACGUUCAGUUCUUCGGCCAAUCGAUGCCUGGAAGAUGCGACGGAGAAUCCGCCCGAGGCGUAAAAGACGACCGCGCUUCCAUCUCUGCGGUUCUCCCAGAGACGUUUUGGCCGCGUUCCCCGCGCCUCCCAGCGGCUCAAGAGCGGGAGCUACGGACGCCGGAAGAGUCCGCGGAGGCACGGGGAAACCGCCAGGGGCCUCUGCUUGUCGAGAGGAGACAGGGGAGCGGAGACAGUGUGUUUCGUGACGUGUAUGGGGUGUCUCGAGAAGGACCUGUAGAGAGAAGUGUGGGGCGAGUCACGGAGAGAGACCAGAAAGAAGCCGAAGGUGCUGGACUGACUUUCCCCCAGUACAAUCCUUUCACCUGUCUGCCGCGAGGCCUCUUCGGAGGAGACGAAGGCGGCAUCCUCAUCGUCCCCUCGCACGCAGGAUCUCAGGAAGCGACGGGGGAGGAACAAGAAGGUGACGAGGACGGCUGUCUCUCUUUGGGGACCCACGGAGCGCCGGCGGUCCCGCGUGCGUCUUCGCUCUUCCUGUUUCCCCUGACUGCUUCGCCACCGCUGCCGUCGCUUACCUCGACCGGCGGCCGCAGAGAAGAACCGGCAGAGAACAACAGGCAAGAAACGCGAAUGCAUGCAACGGACACCAGACAGGCUGUGGCGGGGGUCUCUACUGGAAAUGCGCGGGGCGGGAGAGACCUGGAAGCGGCAGGCGCCGGAGGGCCGUGUUUGGGCGUUCUCCUUCUCCAAGAGAGAGAGCAGGCGAGCUGGAAGGAACAGCUCAACAGUGUGCUCUCUAGCCAGCUCGCGUACCAGAGAGAGAUCUUCGAGUUCCGCAUCCGAAACGAUGAAAACGCCUUCAUCGGGGAAAUUGAAAUGGCCACUGCCACCACAGAAAGCCUGAAUGAGCAAAGUGUCAGUCUGCAGGUUCAGCUCGCGGAUUUGGCAUGUCGCAGGCGAGAUGUGCUCAAGCGCAUUAAAGCAGUGCAGCAGAGAGUCCGGCACCUGCGGGAUCAGAAUCACUUUCUGCGGCAGUUAGUUGACUCCAUGAGGCGGCGGGGGGGCACCAAGAGCGCGUUACCUCGACCGACUUCUUCUCAUCGCAUGUCCUCGACGGCUGCCUCUCCAUCUUCGUCUUCCUCUUCCUCUUCGAGUCUCUGCUCAUCUUCUUCGUCUUCUCUGCCUUCCUCUCCCUCCGUCAAACCCCCCCGGAGCUUGCCAACGUCCGCCGCUCCACGGCUUCCCGAGGCAUCUCCCCGCCUGUGCGCCCCCGAGCACCCUUUGGAGCCCAACGGGCCCGCGCGCCCUGUCGCCGUCCAGGCGACGCGUGUGGCACUGGAGUCGGGCAGUCCUGGGAGCGCGGCUUCUUUUGUAGAUGCGCAUGAGCUCCUGGCUGGAGACUCCGGAACGAGGCUGGCUGGACCGCCUCCCUCGUCGGAGGGCCCCGACCCCACUGUCUCCAGCUCCAGUGUCUGCGGCGCCGCAGAGACUUUUGAUCCCAAAGCGGAGGCGGUCGACUCGGGUGGUGUCUCUUGUUCUCAGGAACCAACUCGGGAACUUGUGUCUCCUCAGUCGGCCGGGUGUUGGAUUUUGGAGGAGCCCGAUUCGGUGCGGAAGACAGGCGAAGAACUGGAAGCAACGGAGAAGACCCUGAAAGAGAAGAAGAGCAAGAAGACAGCGGAAAGGCGAAAGAGUCACCUCUCGAAGAAGGCAAAGAAGAAGGAACUGUUGAACUCGGAGCAGACCCAGCAGCACGGGCCUCAGUCCUCUAGGGAGGAGGGUCUCGCAGAUGCCGACAAACGAAAAGAAAAACGAACGCUGUCCAGCUCCAGCCUUCCGUGCUUGCAGUCUGUAGAGGGGAAACGAAAUACAGACAAAGGUGACGAAGCGAAACUCGCCAUGCUGGAUGCCACAGUGAACGCUCUACAAGCCGAGCUCUCGCGGAUGUAUGACGCGCUCUCCCGAGCUGGGUGUCAGUCUUGACGGCUGCCGGAUCUGCCGGCAGGAAGAAAGAUUUUCUUUUCAUGGUCAAGGCCGCGGCGCAACUCGAGAGCAGAAGGGUAGCAGGAUGUUCAGAAGGAAGGGGAGGUCGAUUAAAACUCGGGGCAGACGCGGGAAGGACGCAAUAAGGACAGCUGUCCCGCCCGAAGUUCUGUGCACCGGCUAUCUACAGAGGGGCAAACGCUUUGCUGUUUUGCUUCAGCCCAUGCGAACGUCGCUUCCACGGAUGUGUCUCGUCCUUGGGCUGAUUCUUACACAGGAAAUGGCGUUCAAAUGGUUACACGCAAUUUGUUUGGAUAAGUUUUUGUGUGGAAUGUCGCGAUGCUAACCUACCGCCUUGCUUCGACCCCGUUAACAGAGGUAUUCUCUGUCUCAACGGAGAUCCAAGUGACUUUUUUCCCAGAGAUCUGGAAAGGACCCUCACACUACUUCAUACGUUAUGUAGCGUCACCACCAUCUUGGCAACAGACUCCGCAGAUAUUGGACCAAGACAAAGCGGAAGUCACACACGACGUU
This is a messenger RNA of Toxoplasma gondii ME49, 9861 nucleotides long. Its product is annotated as Zn-finger in ubiquitin-hydrolases domain-containing protein. The transcript is spliced from 5 exons. The coding region runs from base 1579 to 9327 and encodes 2582 amino acids. Lineage: Eukaryota; Apicomplexa; Conoidasida; Eucoccidiorida; Sarcocystidae. Gene Ontology annotation, biological process: Ras protein signal transduction; protein ubiquitination. Gene Ontology annotation, molecular function: ubiquitin protein ligase activity; zinc ion binding. Gene Ontology annotation, cellular component: cytoplasm. The record is from RefSeq and is a predicted model, not a curated record.